This is a messenger RNA of Lytechinus pictus (painted urchin), 7299 nucleotides long. Its product is annotated as ectopic P granules protein 5 homolog. The record is from RefSeq and is a predicted model, not a curated record. NCBI's taxonomy places the organism in Eukaryota, Metazoa, Echinodermata, Echinoidea, Temnopleuroida, Toxopneustidae. The coding region runs from base 567 to 2852 and encodes 761 amino acids. The transcript has 12 exons. Gene Ontology annotation, biological process: autophagosome maturation. Gene Ontology annotation, cellular component: cytoplasm.
GAUACAUUGAACAUUCAGGAUACAUUGUACAUUCGGGAUACAUUGUACAUUCAGGGUACAUUGUACAUUCAGGAUACAUUGAACAUUCAGGAUACAUUGUACAUUCAGGAUACAUUGAACGUUCAGGAUACAUUGUACAUUCAGGGUAUAUUGUAUGCACUUGCUUAGAUACAUCCAGAGUGGAUGUACCAAGAUUUUCUCUCUAUACCGAUCCUCAUUUAUUUUUAAAAAUUGGUUUAUAUAACCGAAAUUCUAAAAUAGUUCCUAUAAAUAUUAUAUGCUGAAUUUUUGAACUUUUUGAAACCCUAUGGAAAUAGUUUUAUUCAAUAUUUUUUUGUAAAAUUCUAUUACCAAAAUAAUCAGUGGCAGAUCCAGGAUUUUCAAAGGGGGGGGGGGGGAGCACACCUAGGUAAAAAGAUUAUAUUUGCAUUACAAAUUUUGAUUAAGGCUCUCAAAGGGGGGCACGGGUGGAUGUGCCCUCCUGCCCACUCGAUCCACCUAUGAAAAUAAUAUAUUAAUAGAAUAUUGUGCUUUGUCGGAUUUUAACAUUUUAUUUUUCUAUAGGUAUGGAAGAAAAGAACUUGAAGCUGAAAAUCCUGGAGGAUAUCUUGAAGACACUAAACUGUCAUAUACUUCCACAGUUUGGAGAUAUUGGACCAAAACAGAUUGAGAAACUUGUACAAGAAGAAACGCUUCUCUCAGUUGGUGAACUUGAAGAAAGCGUGGUAUGGAUGGGUAAUUACUUCUCUAAUCAAAGACAUAGCAAGCAAGAUCUUCUUCGGUUUGGUCUUUACAGUCAUUGGAAAGAUUACAUGCCAACACUUUCUAGUUUCCUGGGCUAUCUUGCUCUCAAUUUUGUCCUGAAAGAAGCAAAGAGGCUCCAAGAGACUGAUGGAAAUAUCGAACAAGGUAUUAGGAAGCUGUGGGAAUUAGUGCUAUCUUUGUUUGCACCAUGGGUUGGAUCAGCAGAAGCUGCAUCAUCAACAAGGCCUGGACAAUUUGAUGUUGUACCAGCUUGGAUGGAAGGAGAUGUGGACAGUGCUUUGGUCAUGGUGACACUAUUUAUUGAGACUACCAGCUUCAUACAGGCUCUCUUUCAUAAUGCCCAGCAUCCAGCAAAUUCCAAUGUACUCUCUUUGUUCUGGUCUUACUAUGUACGAUGUAUGGUGAAGAAAGGAGUAAGAGAAGACAUUCUGUAUACAUACCAUAGGGCAAUGACUAGUCUACCUUGGACUGAAUUCAUUCCUGAUGUUUACUGUAUGCAAUCCAUGGUUAAGAUGUAUGAAGAAGGACAGGAGAGUUGUGUUCUUUUCUUGGCAUCUAUCUUCCAUCGUAUCCAAUGGACAGGUAUACUAGAGUGUAUAAUCGCAAGGGGUGACAUACAGACUGCUAAUCUCUUUCUCUCAGCACUACUUAGUAUGCUCAUCAUCUUUAGCAACUCACCACCUAUCAUGCAAUCACAGGGACGCAAUAUAAAGGUUGUUAUUGCCGGAGCACAUGAGUUACAAUGGUACCUUAUAGAUGAAAGCUGCUAUCAUAGUGCCACCAUGUGGCAGCUCAGGAAGUGUAAUCCACGAUUUGUGUUGGAGGAAUACUCUGUUGGCUCAAUAUUAAAGUUAAUGCGAGCUGUAGGUGGAGUUGAAAGCAAGGAGCCACCAAACUUGCGGCUAGCUUCCAAACAAGCUUCUUACAUAGGAUUGGUUGUUGGCCUUAUGUGUCAAUGCUCGCAAAACAGGGAGAUCAGAGCUGAAGAGUUUACAAACCCACUCCAUGGUCUUCUCUAUGACAUCACUAUCAUAUCUUCUUCAGCGGGUCCAAGAGUUGAUUCAUCUUCCCACUUGUGUUCUCUCCUCACCACUGUGUUAUCACUUCUCAAUGGUUGUUCACCUAUUACUGGUGCUCCUGAUGCCAUUCUCAGAGGACUUACAUCAUGGCUUGCUACUUGUGCUGAUGAUAACCUAGUACUUCAAAUUAUCUCAGUAGCAUGUAAUUCCUUGGCCUCCACCAAACACAUGGCAGUUAUCAUUGAGUCUUGCAUUGAUUCCUAUUUUGCUACAGUGAAACCACCACCUAAUGAUAGGACUCAUGGCUGGGCUAGUAUUGUAUCAGUUCUUCAGAUCCCACAGCUAUCUCAUGAUGAAUUCCUUCUUCAAUGCUUAGAAGCUGGUUCGUAUCUCACUUUGUAUGCAUACCUUGCACAGAAGCUUCCACAAUGUAGGAGCCUAGAGGAGGAGACAGCUAUAAAUACUAGGCUGUUAGAGUGGUGUAUCAACUGCAAACCAAGUGGAGACAAUGAGUACAAGCUCUUGCUUUGGUGGUACAAGGCUAUUGAGCUUAGUGUGAGGAUGAUCAACUUCGGAGCCCCAGAGAGUAAUGUGUGUCGCUCUCUCAAUAAUCUAGCGCCAGCCAUUUUGACAUUAGGAGAAGAUAGGAAAUCAUCUGGUAUCCUAGGAGCGUUGGGUUUUGGUAGACAUUCCCAACUCUCUUUGAGGUUUCGUCUAGCAGCAAGAAGCCUUGCAGUGUUUAUCCUGGCACAACUUCCAAAGGAAGGUAUCCGCAUGGUUGCCUAUGCUCCAGGAGCAGUGGUGUACCCCAGCACAUCUCGUACUUCACGUGGCUCUAGUGGGACUAUUCAUCAGGCCUUGAAGCUUCUUGAUAGUACACUUGAGAACAGGAGCUACGUAGAUCUAAAGACAAUCACAGAGUAUGUACGAAACUUCAUUAUAGAUGACCAUCAUUGUUUGCCCGAUGGUGUAUACUUGACUUCUUAUCUAGCAUCUAAUCUAUUUCCUGAGAGAGCCUGUCUUAAUGUUAUAUGUCAAAAAAAUACAGUGCCACAUAUUAGUACAUGAACUAUCCAUUAUAGGCUAUAAAUGUGGCUAUUUUGUUAGAAUUAACACAGUUAUUGUAAGAUUUUUUUAUUUAUCGUUAUACACUUUUUUUUAUUGGUGUCUGUAAGUAAAAGAAUAUUGAAUCAAAUUUUAUUUUAAGUGAGAUGUAGUUGCUUUCAUUUUCAUGUUAAUUGUCACACCGCCCCCAAAGAGUGCAAUGUAUUUGUUUUCAUUAAUGUCUAUUUUGGGAUAGUUGUGGUCUUCAAACCAAUUUCAUGCCAAAGUCAAUAGUUUUCAGUGUUACUUCUUUUUGUAUCAUAAUCAAAUAAUUGCCAUUAUUGUCGAAAACAUAUACGAAAACAUAUAAUUAUGUGUAUUCAUAUAUUGUAAAGAUAUAUGUAUAUCUAGAGGUUAUACCAUAUACCAGGAAACUCUCACAUUUUUUAAAUAAGAGAAGAACUGUUUGAGGUUUCAAUAUCAAAUAUGGCACAGUUGGCUCAUGUAUCCAUCUAUCCAUUUUUCAUUCAACUUCUCUCAUUUCUUUAUUUCUGCAUCAGUUGUGUUUGUACUUGGUAGAAAUAAUAAUUUGGUAAUCCCACACAUCUUCAUGAUAAUAUAAGGUCAAAGGUCAUCUAGUGGUCAAAAUAUCAAAGUGCUUCUUUUAUUGAAUGCAAAAGCAGGUGAAACCUGUGGUUUGUGAACCACCUUGUUAGUUGAUAAGACUGCUUUUAAAAAUGUUGAUAUAUUUUAUGACAUUUUUAGUAGCAAACACCAUUUAUCAUGGAUCAAUACAUGGCUGUAUAAGUGUGAUUGAUAAAAUGUAAAAUGAAAAUGAACCUUGGAAUAAAAUUAUUUGAGUGAGGGGGAAUAAUGAGGAAAUAAUGGUUGUAAGAAAAUUUGAGUUUCUUAGGUACAAAAAUUUUACUUUUAGAAAAAUUAGGCUCUUUGAAAGGUAAAUGGCCUUUGCCUCUCCCCCUGACAGCGGUUCUCAAAAGUUGGUGAACCCCACCAGAAAAUAAACACAUUUAAAGUGUUUAAUUUCUGUCAUGUUUAAAAUAUUAAUUGUGAAGUCAGGUGAAAACUAUAUUUUAGUCAAAGUAGUUUCUGUUGGCUCACCAAACAUUGUAGUGUUGUUGCCUACAUUCAAUACUCAGCAUGAAAGAGUGCAUUUUGUGGUGGGUUUCACUAAGUUUUGAGCACAAAUCAUUGUACAGGGUGUUUCUACAAAAAGGUAACCAAAGUUCUAAAUAAUAUGUUUCUUUCUACUGCGCUUGAUGCUUUGUAUUAUAUUAUUACCCCGGCUUUAGCUGAGCCGCCGUAUAGGCGCUAAAGCAUUCAAGGAAUAAAUCCUAUCGGAUACCCAUUCACCUCACCUGGGUCGAGUGCAGCACAAUGUGGGUAAAUUUCUUGCAGAAGGUAAACAUGCCAUGGCUGGGAUUCUAAUCCACGUCUCUCUGGUUGAAAGACGAGAGUCGUAACUUCUAGACCCCAACCCCCCCCCUAUAUCAAGAAUACAUGAUUCUUUUCCUGUCUAUUCUGAAUAUCUGAGUAACUCAUCAACUUUGAUUUGAAACCUUCCUUGCAUCACAAUUGUCAUGAGUCAGAGUUAUGGUCCUUUCAAGGCGAAGGGUAGGGGAAGGCAGGGUAAGUUGAGCAAUUUUUUGCUUUUUCCAUGUUAGAACUUAUAUGAUUCGUAAAAAUGAGUAGCUUGCCAUAAAAAUUGAAUUCUUGGGGAAACAUUUUUUACCUAUAUAUAACAUUAUACCCCCACUCUGAAAGUCACGGCCACCUUUGAAAAAAAAAAGUCAAAUGGCUUAACUUGCCCCACCUAUGUGGUAAGUUGAGCCACAAAAACCAUGUACAAAAGGUAUGGGACAAGAACCAGCAUGACAAUUUUUUUAUUUAAAGUCUUUUUCACUCGCUAAUUCUCUAUAAAUACUAACAUCCUCCGGAAGUAAACAACUGCAUUGUGAAUUUGGUCCUUUCUGCCUGCAUAUCAAUAGCUUUUCAAGUUUUUUUAUUACCAAAUGAAUUACCAUGACUCAAGUUACCCCAGUCCAAACUUAUGUGAUAUUUUCACAUCCGCACAUUUCAUAUGCAUCCAUCAUUUAAGACUAUGACAAGAAUGAGGAUCCAUACCUGGACUGACAAUAUUGUUCUUUUGUCUUUAUUAUGUUUAAGAUGCGUGUUGGUAAAAAGCAUUUAUCUAUUUCACACCUUUUUUUUAAUACUUUUCUGACUGAAAUUUGUAUUUUUCCCUCUGACAAAUUAUUUUUUGUUUCAAUGUUGAAAACAAUGUGGUGGGGUUACUAGGGGUUAUGCAAUGGGUCAUCAAUACAUGACACAACCACAAUGUCUGACUUAUUCAUUAAUAGCCUUGUGGUGGUGACUCAACUCCUUCCCCUACAGAACCUUUUUUUUCCAAGUUUUAAAGGUUUUAAUGUACAUGCACGAAACCCACUUUUUUGAAAGGUUUUGGUUUCAUCAAAGUUUUUCCCUUCAAAUUUCAUGAAUGUUGUCGCUUCUGCUAACUUUUUUGCGAGUGAAUGUCACAUAAAUGGUGUCUAGUUGGAAUCUUGGUUGAGUACAUCUUGGUGACUUGCAGGCACAUGUUUGGCACAAGACAGAUGUUCUUUGCCACUUUCUCGCAAUGGUUAGAAGAGCAAUGCGAGACAUGUAGUGUCGACAGAGGAGGUACUGUGAAAAUGUUGAAGGUGUUGGCGCAAAAGGUAGUGAUGAAUGUUUUCAACAGAGAUUGAAGUUGGCAGUUAAUAUGUAAAUAGCAGUCACAAAAAGUUAGCAUAGGGGAUAGCAUUUCACUGGAAUUUGAACGGGAAACCGAAACUGUACAACAAAGUUGGUUUCGUGCAUGUACAUAACAACUCCCAAACUUGGAAAAAGUAGGUUUUGUACCCUUCGCCUUUAAAGGACCAUAACUCUAUGACCAGUGACAAUUGUGAUGCAAACAAGGUGUUAAAUCAAAGUUGAUGAGUUACCCAAUUAUGUAGAAUAGAAAUCAUAAUAAUUCAUGUAUUUCUGAUUUGGCUGACCUUUGAACUUUGGUUAACAUAUCUUUUUUUAAGAAACACCCUGCAUAUAUACAUUUUCUGUUGUGUAUCUGUGAUUAUGUACUUUAUGAAUGAAUAAAUCAAAUAAAGCUAACUUGGGAAGGUCACACAUUGAAAUUUACAUGCAAAACUCUCUUACAGCAGUUAUUCAUUGCUGCCUUGCUUUUUAUUUCAACUAUACCUCAGUAACAGAUGCACUGAGAGGGCCUACAUUUUAUUAUCCAAGUCAGAGUUCAUGUGAUAAGCUUUAAAAGAUAAUUUGAUGUCAUCUGUUGAAAUUUACAUAUAAGACAUCGAAAGUUCAAUAUUUCUACACAUUCUACUGCAAUAUGUCACCUAAACUUGUAGGAAUAUUUAGAGUACAAAAAGAGUGCAAAGGUGACUUAAGGAUCACAGAGUUGCAUCUUUCAUUAUUUCUGACUGUAUAAGUUUGCCUUAAAAGACGUUACUAACUCUUAUUUUUCAUAUAAACUCCGUUCUCGUGUUUAUUUCUUCAAGUAAUAAGCUCAUUAUGACAAUACACUGUAAAAAUCAUUUAAAGCCUUCAGCUAGACUGAUACCAACAGGCCUACAUACAUUAUGAGAUUUAGCUUUUUUUAAAUAUGUACAAACUUUUAUUGAACUAAUGGAACAUUACAAUAUUACCAAGAAAGUGUAUCAUUUAGUUAGAAAACACAUGAAUUAUGUGAUAAUUGCAUGUUUGACUUCCAUGUUAUUUUGACUAUUGCAGGAAAAACAAUGACAAUUUGCAUAUAUGUUUAUUUUAUGGGCUAACAAUUAUUGAACGUCUUCAAAGUAGAUCUUCAUUAAAUAUUUCACAGAAUGUACUGAUGUGUAGAUUAGGCAAGAAAAAAAUUGUGUCAUCUGUGAACAUCAUGAAAUUUAAUUUUCCUAGAUAUGAAUAAUAUAUCAUCUGUGUAUAUUGGAAAUAGAAGAGGACCUACAUGUAAGAUUAAUUCUCAGGUCUCCAAAGCCAAGGAAUAGAAGUCCAUGUUAAUAACCAUUGUAUACUUUUUGCCCUUCCAGGUAAUAUUACUCAAUUUUUAUCUGUUCUUCUCGUGUUAAGUUUAUGGAAUGCUUGAUAGUCCAGUCAUCAGACAAUUGCUUAUCCAAGAAAUAAAAUAGCUGUUUUAUUCAGCAUUUAGGUACUUGUUUAAUGAAUUCAAUGAGAGCAGAAAUGACUGAAUGUUUUGGUCUUAAUUGAUUUUGAGAGCAAAUUAAAUACAUUAGGUUUGUAAAUUGGAAGUUCAGAUGAUUGUAAAUCGUUCUUAUAUUCUGAAUAUAUCUUUAAUGAGAUUGGUUGGAAUUUAAAUUGGUACUUCCUUUUUGUACAUAAACAUCUAUCUUUAGAUAUUCGUGAACAAAUUAAUAAAUGACACCAAGUGGAUUACCGUAUAUAA